Messenger RNA from Cryptomeria japonica (Japanese cedar), 1224 nucleotides. RefSeq names its product GDSL esterase/lipase At2g04570. The coding region runs from base 2 to 1099 and encodes 365 amino acids. Gene Ontology annotation, molecular function: hydrolase activity, acting on ester bonds. The record is from RefSeq and is a predicted model, not a curated record. NCBI's taxonomy places the organism in Eukaryota, Viridiplantae, Streptophyta, Pinopsida, Cupressales, Cupressaceae. The transcript has 5 exons.
GAUGGGUUAUACUAAACCUUGUGGGUUGAUUAGUUUUCUUGCGUGUAUACUGGUUUUAGUUUGCGGAGAGAAAGACAUUGAGAGAGGAACUGCAAGCAGUGAUGUUGAUGGGAAUGCCAAAGUUUCUGCCUUGUUCACAUUGGGCGACUCCAUUGUUGAUCCAGGCAAUAAUAAUUUCCUCCCUACCAUUGCUAAGGCCAAUCAUCCCCCAUAUGGCCAAGAUUUUAUUGAUAAAAGACCUACUGGCCGAUUUUCUAAUGGGAAACUUACAACAGAUUUCGUAGCUGCAGCAUUAGGAUUAAAGGAUACUCUUCCUGGAUAUUUGGAGCCUGAUCUCAGUAUCCAAGAUUUUCUCACAGGCCUCAGCUUUGCUUCAUCCGCUACUGGAUACGAUAACCUUACAGCCAUAAACUUCAAUGUGAUACCUAUGUGGAAACAAAUGGAAUUCCUUAAGGAGUACAAGGCGCAUUUGGAGGAUAUGGUGGGGAAGGAAAAGUCGAUAAAUAUAAUUGAGGAAGCAUUAUUUCUCAUGGUUGCUGGUACCAACGAUUUUAUAUAUAACUACUUUUCUUUUCCUAUCAGAAAACAUGAAUUAAGUGUGGAGCAGUACCAGAACUUUCUUCUCGAUAUUUCCAGCAAUCUCAUUCAGGAUUUGUACAAUGUGGGUGCCCGCAAAGUUGGUGUUACUGGGCUCCCUCCACUGGGAUGCUUACCUAUGGUGAGAGAUAAUCAAAGGAAUUCGGUGGAAUCAGCGUGCAUUGAAGAAUUCAACCAAAUUGCAAUCUCAUACAACAAAAAACUGAAGGAAAACAUGGAGACACUGCAAGCUCGCCUUCCUGGAAUAACAUUGGGAUACCUCGACAUCUAUGACAGCCUUUUGGACAUUAUCACAUAUCCUACAAAAUAUGGGUUCGAGUCGUCAACCAGGGGCUGCUGUGGGACAGGAUCAACAGAAUUGGCAUUCUCCUGCAAUGUUGUAACUCCAAUUACCUGUGCAGAUGCAUCAAAAUUUGUUUUCUGGGACGCCCUUCAUCCAACACAGAAGGCAUCCGAAAUACUUGCAAACGUGUUGAUAGAACAAUAUAUAAAAUUCCUAUAAGCAGCUCAAUUUUCAUAGCACUAAAUAAACUGUUAUUUUCAUGUAAGAAGAAGAUCAUUUUCAAAAGUGAAUUUAAAGUUUUAUGAAUAUAAUGUAUAACAAUUGUUUGUUGGGAGUUUUGAACA